GGUCACACAAAACGUUAACUCUUGCGUAAAAAGAGCAUAUUUUAUUGCAGCUGAGCAAUGGUGUAAGUGGAAAACUGCUAGCUGAAAAAUAUGUUGUCGGGACAUCCACAAUUUCGGACAUAAAGAAAAAAAUAAAGAAAAACUAAAGAACUUCUUUGCAAAUUGCGCCGCUGUUUCAAAGAAUAGGAAGGUGUUGCGGGAACCUGACUACCCAAAAAUGGAGGAUACAUUAUAUAAAUGGUUCAAAUGUCAACGAGAAAGAAAUAUGUAUAUCUGUUACAACAAAUAUUUUAAAAGAAAGGGCUGCUCAAAUUCACGCCCAAUGUUAUGAAAUCAAAACAUUUUCUGCCAGCAAAGAAUGGCUUUAUAGGUUUAAAAAUAGACGUUGUCUUCGUCAAUUAAAAGUGGUCGGAGAGAAAUUGUCUAAUGACUCAUGAAGGAUUUUCAAACGGAAAACAACCUAGAUGGAAAAGCUAUUUUACUAGUUGAUAAUGCUUUUUGUCGCGCAUCUGUUGCGCAGCUUACGAGCGAUGAUGGUAAAAUUAUAACCAUAUUUCUUCCACCUAACUACACAGCUCUUAUCCAACCAAUGGACCAAAACGCAAUACGUUUAACCAAAUUGUAUUAUCGCAAAAGCCUCUUGGUGCAUAUACUGUCUGUGGAAGAAAAUGAUGAUUCCAAAGCCAUUAAAAAUCUCACAAUAAAGGAUGCUGUUUUUUUGCUUGCGAAUUCUUGGGACAAGCUGUCGUCUGAUACAGUAGCAAAAUGUUGGCAAAAAAUUCUUCCCUAUUCAGGGAAUAACGAUAUAGUUAAUACCGAAAACAAUUCCGAUGCUGACGAGCAUCCAGAUGAUAGCAUUUUUCUGUCUGUUCUCAAAGAAAAAUGGACGUCACAGAGUGAAGAUGCACAAGAGCUAAUAGAAAUCGGAGCUUUGUUGCAGAGAAUGGAUAAUAACAAUCACCAACUGCCACAAUCUGAAAUUAGUGAAUGGCUUAUUGGAGAUAACGACCAUUUACCCCAUAGUGACGAUGAUUCCUCCGUUGAAGAAGUCGAAAACAACUAUUAAAAGCUUCAGCACCUGUAUACAAUGGUCAGAGGAAAAUAACGAUGAAUCGGACAGUUUAUGUAUUCUUAGAACGCUACGGCAGCGAUCAAUGGAGGCUAAACAAAAAAGCGUUUGUCAAACAAAAUUAACCGACUUUUUCAAUUAAAU
This is a messenger RNA of Bactrocera tryoni, 1213 nucleotides long. Its product is annotated as tigger transposable element-derived protein 2-like. Gene Ontology annotation, molecular function: nucleic acid binding. The transcript has 2 exons. Bases 434 to 1066 code for a protein of 210 amino acids. The record is from RefSeq and is a predicted model, not a curated record. Lineage: Eukaryota; Metazoa; Arthropoda; Insecta; Diptera; Tephritidae.